Messenger RNA from Peniophora sp. CBMAI 1063, 2190 nucleotides. The record is from the annotation of a GenBank genome assembly. Lineage: Eukaryota; Fungi; Basidiomycota; Agaricomycetes; Russulales; Peniophoraceae.
AUGCAAUUUUUCUCUGAUUUACUUCCAGACGCUGUAGCGAGGGCGCCUCUCUCCUCCCGGAACGCCAAUGGUCGCCUGGAGACUGACCGAAGCCGCGCUAAGCUCACGCCGAAGGAUCUCCUUCAACUGCCGUCCGUAGGCAUCAGCCUUCCGAACCCGGCUGGAACAGUGCUCGCCCUGCCAUACUCCGUUUGGUCUCAUGACAGAGAUACCGAGCUGAACUUCUUGCGCAUCUCAUUGAUCAGUGCACCGACAGAGUCCGAAGCAGUCUUGUACGAGAUUCGUCUACAAAAUCCGGGCGAUGCUUUCUGGUACGAUGAUGAUACACUUGUAAUUCCUAUCACAGAUGCAUCUGAGCAUACAACAUCGCUCUAUGCAUGUCCCGUCGCACGUGGUGGACAGCACGAGAAGGUGGCGACGACUGUGAACGAGAUCGGAGAGCUAGUGGGAAGACUACCAACAGACAGCGCAGGAAACUUCCGAUACUCUCCGGAUGCGCACACCUUGGUGUUCACGGCGCAAGUCUUUCAAGACAGCGAAUUGGCAACCGCUGUCUCCCAGGAGCGCGCUUGGGACGGCAGGAAAGAUACGGCUCGCGCGUACAACGGUCAAUCAUAUGUCCGGCAUUGGAGUCACUACACUGGCCCUAUGCGUUCUUCCUUGUUCACCACGUCUCUCUUGGCGCGUGGAGAACAAUGGGAGCUCGGCGGUAUCUAUACUGACCUAUUGAAAGGCACGACGCAUCAAGUACCGUCCGAAGACACUCCUGGAAAUGACUUUGAUGUUUCGGCUUCGCAAGUGGUGUAUACGACAAAAGACGCCAGUCUUCGCGAGGCCGUUCAAUACAAGAAGAAUAUCUUCGUGACUGAUAUCAACGGUCGCUCUCCUCCCCGUGAGCUCACAUCCGGUGUGCACGGCGGGGCCUUCACCCCUGUGUUCAGCCCAGACGGCCAACUGGUCGCAUGGCUGGAGCAGGAAAGUGAUGCGACUUUUGACGCAAAGAACCAGAUUGUCUUGUACAAUAUAGAGACGGGAACUCGAUCGGUAGUAUUACGAGAAUGGGAUCGCUCACCCAGCUCUAUCGUAUUCUCGUCAGACUCCAGCAAGUUGUAUCUGACGGCUCCUGAUGCCGCGCGCGUCAAGAUCUUUGCUUUCUCGUUGUCUUCUGCUGGCCUGGACACGGCGACUCCCAUCCAGCUCACACAAACUGGAGAGGCUACCGGACUUCGUCCCCUACCAGAUAGUCGAUUGGCCUACACAUACACGACACUCACCAGUCCCGGGAGCAUCCAUCUACUCAGCGUCCCACAAGAUCUCUCCGAUCUUUCUACUCUCACAAAACAGGUCAUAGUCGAUCCGUCCGCCAAUAUACAGGACUCUCGGCGUGAAUACUCCAAGAUGGAGGAGUUCUGGUUCGACGGCGACUCACGCAAGAUACAUGGCUACGUGCUGAAGCCAAAGGACUGGACCCCAGAGAGAAAAUGGCCGGUAGUAUUACUCAUCCAUGGAGGACCGCAAUGGGUGUGGGGCGAUGCAUGGUCGGCCCCUUUUAAUACGCAGAUAUUCUCCGAACAAGGUUACUUCGUCGUCUGUAUCAACCCAUCCGGGUCCAUAUCCUUCGGACAAGAGUACACGGAUGCCGUGACCGGCGACUGGGGAGGAACACCACUUCGCGACAUCGCGAAAGGGUUCAAAGGUGCUCUCAAAGCAUACUCGGAGAUAGACCCGAAACGCGCUUUUGCAUUCGGCGCGAGUUACGGCGGAUAUAUGAUUAACUUGCUCCAAGGACAAGCAGCUACGCUGGGCCUGGAGUUCGCGGCGGUAGCGAGCUUGUGCGGGAUAUUCAACACCGAGUACCUGUCGUAUACAAUGGAUGAACUAUUCUUUAUGCGGCAUGACUGGCUUGGCUGGCCGUGGGAGAAGAAAGCUCGAAGUCUUCAUGAAGCUUUGAGUCCGCACAAGUUCGUGGAUAGAUGGCGGAUACCGCAGCUCGUCAUGCACGGAGAUCAAGACUACCGGGUACCUAUUACGGAGGGGACUGCCACUUUCAACGCGCUACAGCAACGAGGUAUCCCCAGCCGUCUCAUUGUCUUUGAGAAGGAGUCGCAUAUCUUUACCAACAGAAACAACAUACUGAUGCACUUCAAUGAGGUGUUCGCGUGGUUCGAGCGCUUCUCGAGGUCAACGUAG